GGCUUUAUCAAUUACAAUGUAGAGCUAACGAACGCGUUUUAUUAUAUUAACGUAAAAGCAGAAGUAUAAUAUAAUGUGUAGUAGUGAAAAGAACAAGAACGUUAGUUUUAAGCUGUUUGCUGCAAGCAGGCUAUAAAUUUAAAAUGGCGUUGUCAACAAUGAGCAGGAAGAUUUUGUUAUAGUAUUCAUAAACUAUUAAAACUAGUUAUAACUAAAUAAUACAUAGUUAUCUAUUUAAUUGAAAAAAAUGAACGGUUUAAGUUUGAGUGAAUUGUGCUGCUUAUUUUGUUGUCCACCUUGUCCAAGCAAAAUAUCUGCUAAACUAGCCUUCUUACCUCCUGAACCAACAUAUGAAUUUGUUUCUGAUGAAAAUGGAAAGUAUAGUUUUGCACUGACUGAGCGGGCAGAAUGGCAAUUUUCAGAAAGAGAAAAAGAAAAUAUAGAAGUAUUUUUCACUAGAACAAUCAGAGGAAAUCGAAUUGCUUGUUUAUUUGUUAGAUGCACUAGUAAUGCUAGGUUUACAAUUUUAUUUUCCCAUGGAAAUGCAGUAGAUUUGGGACAGAUGAGCAGUUUUUAUUUGAGUUUGGGCUCUCGUAUUAAUUGUAAUAUAUUUAGUUAUGACUACUCGGGUUAUGGUGUAAGUGCAGGGAAACCUUCUGAAAAAAAUUUAUAUGCAGAUAUUGAUGCUGCAUGGCAAGCACUAAGGACUAGAUAUGGUAUUAGCCCUGAAAAUAUUAUCCUUUAUGGCCAAAGUAUUGGCACAGUACCUACAGUUGAUUUAGCUGCAAGAUAUGAAGUUGGAGCUGUGAUAUUGCAUUCUCCUCUCAUGUCCGGAAUGAGAGUCGCCUUUCCGAAUACAAAAAGAACUUGGUUUUUUGAUGCCUUUCCCAGUAUUGAUAAAGUUCCCAAGGUAAUGUCACCUACGUUAAUUAUUCAUGGGACUGAAGAUGAGGUUAUAGACUUUUCUCAUGGGCUUACCAUUUUUGAAAAAUGCCCUAAAGCCGUAGAGCCCUUAUGGGUAGAAGGUGCUGGCCAUAACGACGUGGAAAUGUAUUCAGUAUACUUAGACAGGCUUAGGCAAUUUGUGAUGGUUGAAUUAGAUGAUAACUGACAGUUGCUAGCAGGAGAAGAUGUGACUUUUAGUUCAGGUACAUCUAGUUCGGUAGGUGAAAAACUACUUUAGCCAGUCGAUGCAGGAUCGGCAAGGACCGCCAAUUCACCAGAGCCGAUUUCCUGCAAAACAAUCAACUUUCCAUUAGUAUCUCCUAAAAAAUGCUGCAGUCCGUCAGUGUCGCAGCGCCUGACUGCAUGUCAUUGUAUAUUACUUGAGACAACUUGCUAGCCCAUAAUCUGCAUUUUUUACUGUAAAUGUAUAUAUAUAUAUAUAUAUAUAUAUAUAUAUAUAUAUAUAUAUAUAUAUAUAUAUAUAUAUAUAUAUAUAUAUAUAUUGUUAACUGUGGACUUUUUAACUACUGUGAAUAUUUGAAGACAAUCUGUCAAGUGAUGCAAUAUUAGAAAAAUCUGUAUUACAUGAAAACUUAAGUUUUCUUGUCUGUUCAUAUCGUUGUAUUGUAAGUUAUUUAUUUUUUAAAUUCUAGGAACCACAACUUCAUAAAAUACAGGAACCCAUUCUUCAUUCAUAUACUAAUAACUUACAUUUUCAAUUGAUUUCUAUAUUCAUUAAUAUAUUUAAUGCAAAGUUUUGUAUUCAAUAAUAUAAUAAAUAUAUUUUCUUCAAUUAUGAAAACUUCCUGGGAAAUAUGCUCUCGAAUAGUUUUAAUUAACACUUCUGGUACUUCCAGCUGCUAUUAAGCUGGUAUAUAAUUCAAAGUAAUUCUUCGUUUAUGGAGAAGAUUUACUAACUUUUUGAGAGAAAAACCAAUCUAUAUCUUGCUUUCCAUGUGAAUAUUUUCAUAAGCUUCAUAAUAUAUAUAUACAUCUUUUGGAAAUGGAAAAUUUUCAGUUUAUCGAUGCAAAUUGAAUUAAAGUUCAUAAUAAAAAUGUCCAACAUAAACAUCAAAUUUACUGACCUUAAAACCUACCAUUUAUAAAUAUUGAUUUCUAAAUUCAGGAGUCUAUGUGCAAAAACUUUCAUUUUGAACGCCUUAAUAUUUUCAAUUUUAUAAUUGAUUCAUUUAUGAUUAAUUAUACAUUGAUUGAUUAAUCUAAGACAAAAAUUAUUCUAAUUGCACUUAAAUUUUCUAGACAUGAUAGAAAGCUCAGAAUAUACCCAAUAAACUUGGUCAAGCACUUCAAUAGUUAUUUUUCUGAAAAUACAAUGUAUUGAUUCUGAAUUAUAUAAAAUGGGUAAAGACAGGCAUUGUUUGUGGUAUUUGUAUUUUUGCAGUAUUGGAACUGGGAUUAGUUUUUUGUUAAAUUUAUUAUUUUGUUCACUGAUAUAAUGGAUAUUAAGUAUUGAGGUAAUCCUCAUAUGCCAAAUGAAUAAUACAUUGAAGUAGCACGAUAAAACUAGAAUCUGUAAUGCUACAGUUCCAUUUGAUAUUGAAAUUCUGUUAGGUUUAAGACCAGACUCAGAGAUUGCACACAUGUGCCAUUUGUACUUACAAGAAAUAUUUUCCAAUCGAAGCAGAAGCUGCAGCAUCCUCUUUGGGAUAGGUAAUAAUUUUAAUUGAUAAGAAUUGAAAAAUAGCUUUUAUCAGUUAGAAAUAUUAAGGAGCAAACUAAGCCAGUGAAAUAAACUUGGGGUUUUCAUUAGUUUUAACCAAAUAACAAAUUAUGCGUUAAUAAUGCUGGGGAGUGUAUAUUGUUGCAUUAUUUGUAAUUUUAGUAGUUCUACAUUAUAUUUUAUUUGAGAGAAAAUGCAUUCUCGUGAUUAAUUUUCUCAUUUAAUUGAAUAACUUUUUACAAAUAAAAAUCUUUUUUACAGUCAACUUGAUAAAAUUUGACAUGUUUGGAUUAUGGAAUUUAAUAUUAUUAAUUAGAUUUAGCUUAUUUUUGCAACAAUAAAUGCUAAAUGCAUGAAGUUCUGGUUCAAAAAAAUGAUUCUUUUGUUAUUGAAGUAGUAUUCUUAUGAAUUAUUUUCAUUCUGCGUUAAUCUAUAUUUGCUAAACUUUUUUUUAUACUUAAUGGGGUAUUCUGGUUUAGAAGCCUAAAUUUUAGGCAUUUUAGAAACUAACGUAAAAAAAAUGAAAAACAUUUUUACUAUCCAUUUUUUAUGAUAUUUAUUGACUUUUUAAGAAUACAAAAAAAUAUAGAAAAGAAAACAGAAUUUCAAUAAAUUAGAGGCCGGCUAAGUGGUGGCUCCAAAAAAUCGGUGCACCCUUAUUGAUAUGAUUCCAGCCUUUGUACUGAUCUAGAACAACAAAAUUUUGAAAAUUUUCAAUCUGUAAAGAUGUCGCUUGACCUUAGCCAAAAAAAAUUUUUUGACCUUUUCGAAUUUUCUAAAAAUAAUCCGUAUUGAAUUUUUCUAAAAUACAAAGCAGACGCAAUAGAGAGGUAUAUAAAAAAGAUUCCCACCAAAUUUUAAAGGAAUUGGUCGGGUAGAACUUGAGAUAUCAUAUCAACCACUCCAAAAAAAGUAGUUUUGAGAAAAAUGCGCUUGAAGUUUGAGAAACAAUUCCAGUAGAAUAACUCGUUCCAGGCCGACUUGGACACUACGUCACAAAAACUACUGUAUCUCCGGAAAUAAGGCGUUCAAAACUAUGCAAAAAAAUCGAUUUUUCCAAACUUCUAGACCAGAAUACCCCCUUAAUCAUUGAUCAAUACUAAUUUUAGAACUUUUUCUUUACUAACGUAUUCCUAGUUUACAUACUGCCUCAAUAUAAAUUUAUUUAAUAUUAAAAGCUGGAAUACCGCUACUAGUAUUUCAUCUUAACCUCCGUUAGUCUGGUGUUAGAAGUCUGUGUGUGAUAUAAUUGAAUUGAUUCUGGUGCCAUUUUAAGAAUAUCUACACAAUAUAUUCAAUUAAAAUUGUGAAUCCGAGCUAGUAAAUAUUUUUUGAAAUAAAUAUUGCCACGUUAACAAUACCUAUACUGACCAAGUAUUUCUAAAAUUCAUUAAAUUGCUUAACUUGAUUCAAAGUCACUUAGUUUGAAACUUCUGAAUGGAAUAAACAAGUAAAAUAAAUAAUUAAGGUUGCACAAUCGAACUUUACAAAACCACACAUCAACAUUGUCAAUUAUAAUCACUGGUUAUUUGAAACGAGUAUGAAGGGGCCUAUAGAAAUCCCAAAGAACCAGAUAUAAUUGUGAGUGGUAGUGAAACAAUGAGUUCAGAAUGAAUAUCACCAAUGGCUCUAGAAAUUCCGACUCAGUUAUAUGUUAUUUUGUCAUUACCUAAAUAAUUAUUCAGAUAGAUAGAUAAUUUUUGUUAAAGUAAUUGAUGGAGAGAGAGUAGAACUUCUACAAAUCUAAAAUCCUUCUUACCACACUAACAAGGGGUUAAAUGUACUUAAUUUUGGAAACUAAUGGUUUUUCAAGAAAUUUGGAUAUUAUAAAUAGUAUACUUGAGUUCCCUGUGAUAAGUUAUCUUAAUUCUAUCAAAUAUUCUUUGACCUGUAUAUUUUACGUUCAGAAUUCUAUCAAAUCCAAAUUUGCAAUAAUAUAUAGACUAUUCCAUUUAAAACUAAACUUAAUAAAAAAAGUGUUUAUAAUAUUGUUGGUUUCUUCUUCGGAAUACUACAUUCAUUGAAAUAAGAACAAGAAUCGUGAUUUUUUGUUUUGUAUUAAUAUUUUUUAAGUGUAUAACUUGGAAAAUAUAAUCAAAAGAUAUUUAAAUAAAUCAAUGCUAGUUUUAACUUUUUGUGUAAUAUCAUUUUUGUUUUUAAUACAGGAAUUUGACUUUUCUAUGAGCCAAAUUGAGCAGUUAAAAUAUUAAUUUAAUAUGAUUUAUUGGGAAAUGAAUUUAUAGUAGAUGUGUUGAGGUGGUAUACAAUAUUUAAUGAGGAGGUUUAUCAAUUUUGUACAUUUUUUAAAUCAAACAUGAAAACUUGUUUAAUUCUAUUGCAGUAUCCAUUAACAUAUUAAAUGAAGAUCUCGUUCUGCUUCAAAAUCCAAUCUUGAAAUUAUUAAGCAGGAUUCAAAACGAAACCACAUAUAGAGUAUUGGAAAAUAUUUACCUGAACAUAGAAAUUUCAUUGUAAAUACUAACCAACUUACUACCAUUUUACUAGUAUAGUCACUAUAAAUUAUAAUAAACCUAACUUCUACACUAGAUCUCCACUCGUUAGAGUAGAAUUAUGAGAAACGAAAUUAAUCAAAACAAGAGCGGGAAGUGCACAUACAAUCCAUAAGAAUGAGAAACCUAAUAUUAGUGGAAUUCUCUUAAGGUCAAAUAAAUAAAUAAACAAUUUGUUGAUAUGAGUAACCCCCAAAAUACCAUUUCAAUAUCCAUAUUUUCACUUCAUUUUCAUUAUUUACUUCAACUGCUUAUGGACAAAAAUAUCAAAAUCAACUAAAUCCUGAAACUCCCCUAAGAACUUGACUCCUAUAAUCCCAUUUCUGAGGCUUCGCUGGGUUGUAUUGUUUCAAGUCAUGAUGAAUUUUUGUAGGGAUUAUCCGUUCAUCAACUGCUAGAUAUUCCUCUUUAGGUACUAGUAAAAGUUGCUGCCUAAUGCCAUCUAAAAGUGAGCACACUUUAAAUAGCUUAUGACAUAGACUGCCCAACGAGAUAUAAUUAUUGUUGUCAUUGGAGUGUAUUUUUUUUAUUAUUUCAAAUCUAUUGCAUCUCAUAGUUUUUAUAAAUUUGUGGCUGCCCUAAAAUCUUGUUCCAGUAAUAUCAUGAGGCAGGUAAUUUAACUAUAGACAUGAAUAUUACCAUGCAUAAAUUCCUCCAUAUCUUGUUUGGUUAUGUUAGCCCAUUUGUUUAUGUUAUCUUGUGUGGGUUUUGAAUUACGUUGAUUUAUUGUAGUUUGUAUAAAAUCCUCAGAAAAUAAAAACAAGAAAAAAUUUACUGGUGUUUUUCAAUAAACUCCUGGUAACUGCGUUGGUUCCAAUAAAUUCAAAAUUAUUUGCAUCCAAAGCCUUUGAUUUUUUUUAUUCCAAUUUUAUUGCAAUCAUCUAUUUCGGGCAUAACAAGAGAUCGUCUAUGACGUUGAAAUUGUCUCCUCCUCUUUCCAUUAUCCUCCAUAGGAUGAAUUGACACCAUUUACAUAUAUUUGAAUCAGCAGUCGUUUUCAUGCUUGCUUUUCCUGUGCAAUCUUUUCGGCAUGAUGCAGACUCAUAUUUAUUAAUGGUUUUGCUUGGUCUACCCAUCUAGUUGGAGAUCUGCCUCUUGAGCGUUUGCGUUUUUCUUUCUCUUCUAUAAAUAAUCGUUCCAUUGUUCCUGAUCUUCUAGCUAUAUGUCCCAGGUAAUGCAGAAUGCAGAUACAUGUGGUUUAUUCUGGUUUGGUGUUCUGUCCAUGAACUAUUUCAUCACUAAGCGGGCUGUCCCCAGGUAUAGUAUUAACAUGCUUCUGAGACCCAUAAAAUGAACAGGAUCCAUUCUGCAAGCAAGGAAAAACGAUCUCAUGCCAUUCGGUCAAAAAUUAAUAGCGCAUACGAAACCAUAUAUGGUACCGCUAAAAAAUUAUUAAGUUAGGUUAGAAUGCAUAAGAAAUCAUAUAUGGUUUCAUAAAAAAGCUCCCCAAUAUGAUAGAAAUAUCCAAGAAAGUAACCAUUAAAAAACAGAUAUAUUAAAUAGUACAAUAACAGCACCGUGUUUUCUUUUUUAUCAACUUUCUUAUUUAGAAAAUUGUUUUCACGGACACUGAGUUGAACUUCACGCAAGCGCUUAGAAAAGUGAGGUUAUAACCAAAAUGACGUUAGACCAUAGACAACAAAAAAUAUUUUCGUAUUGCCAACAUAACAAUUAAAGUUUCCACCAUGCGUAUUAUUAUUGCUUGUGCAAUAUAACGUGAAAAAAAAUAUAUUAAAACUGGUGAACCAUGUAUGGGUUUAUAUGCAGUAGAGUGUUAGAGAUUUUACAUUGAAAUUCUUAUUCUCUAUAAAAUAUUUUAAUUAAUACGCGCCUACUAACUCAUUGGGCUAAUUUGCAAUUCCCGCAAAAUAUGUUCCAGAAUUAUAUAACAAUCUAAGAUUGAUUAUGAGAUCGAUAAGAAAUCUUGAAUCUGCAUAGCAAUGCAUAAAAUUGAAUUGUAGCCACUUGGAGCAACUGUUAUAGUUAUUUAGUUUAUUUGGAAGUUAUAUAUUUUGGUUUCUAGUUUCAGUUUUUUAUCGCCUUAUCGUAAUAUUCAGAAAUUUGACAUGUUGCUUUUUUCGUAUUUAAAAAGAACACAAAUUCAACAUCACACUAAAGGCCUUUCGUGUUUCCACCAAUAUUGGGUUUAAUCAAAUCCAAAUGUAUUUUAAUAUUUGGUUGUCUUUAAUCAUACAUAUCAAUUUUACUCUUUAGAGGAGAAAAAUGAUUGUGAAUUUUGCAAAUGUUUAUAGUGAUUAUUAUUUAUUAUAACCAACAAAAUUAAUAAAUCACUCUUUAUUUUGGUUAUAUAGAAUGAUUAAGCAUUACCAUUUUACGAUGUAUAACUAUACACACUGAUAAGUUGGCGAGAGAUUAGCAAAUAGUUUGCAGUAUCAAUCAGACUGUUAUCCAAUGCAAUUGUCCAAAAUAUUUUAAUAAAUUCGUUUCGCAUUUAAUAGCGCCAUCUAUUAAAACCCUUUGGGAUUGAACUAUUGCAUUAGCCGAUUUUUACUAGGAAGACUUCUGUGAUCAUAUCUGAAAGACUUAUGCGGACUAAUAAUUUUUAAUGAAUAUACUAAUUCUUUAAAGUAAUUCAUCAGUAUUUAUAUAAUGAAAAAAUCAUUUUCGACAAUAGAACUAUUUUUAGUUGAAUUAAAUGGUAUUGCAAGAAAUAACAAUACUGCACAAUUACCAUUUGAUAUUCGCGAAAAUUAAGAAGUGGACGACAUCUGCUAAUUUCUUUUAAACAUCAAUAGAGGUGAUCAACAAAGCCAGAAUACGACUAAUUUUUUAUUUGAUAAUCAAUAAAAAGUGUUAUUUAAAAUUUUAGUCUAAAUAGUAAAAUAAUAUACCUGUUUAUAGUACUUUUCUGAGAUAAAAACAACCACACAUCCAUAAGGUUCACAAAACAAUAAAAACAAGGUAAAAGUUGUAAUUUUACAAAUUUAAUAGUUGUUAAAAUCCUAUUCUAGUGGCCAGUAAAACUCUUGUCCACCUUUUUGAUAGUUAGUUGAUAGAACAAUUAAAUUUCCAAUUUUUAACUACUUAUUAUCUCCAAUUUAUUAUAUGAUGUUAAAAAGGGUUACUUCAAAUUUCAUCAUUUUCAGAUUGAUUCUUAAACACAACUUUUUGUUCUAACCAUGCAAACAUACAAGAAAAAAUGAAGAAAAUGCUACCACAAUCACUAAAAACGCAUAAAAAAUAAAUAGCACCAAACCCCCUUACAGAUUAUAAUGUUGUUCACCGCUAUAGAAGACAAAUUCAACGCCAUCUACUGACACGUGAUUUUCGCCAACAAUUAUUAAAAAUUCUGUUAGAGUGACGUGUGUAGUCACAGUUAUAAAUUAUUGAUAAGUUUAAUAAACCACAACGUUGACUCACUAUUUUAUUAUAUUGAUUUUAUUGUGUCAAAUUCGAAACAUUUUAUUUUGAGGAUUAAAUUUCCAUUAUUGAUGUCUCUUGGUGAUUAGCGACAUAUAUGAUGAAAAUUCUAACAUAUCAUAUUUUGGUAACAUACUUGAUAACAAAUACAAUGUUUUUGACAUUUGGUCUUGUACUGAAAUGUAUAAGCACACUGGUGACAAUUUUAAGGAAAUUAUUUAGUAUAUCCAAUGUGUUUGAAAAAACGUAAACUAUAGAAUGAUUGAGUUUGUUUCAGGAUUCUUUUUCCUAAUGGUUAAACCUAUGUAAACAUCUCAUUUGAGACACAUUUAUUAUAUUAUUUUCAAGUGCAUUAAUUUGCCUUUGAAACUAUCAUACCUUAAAAAAGUUGAACAAUAUACGAGGCAUAUUUUUUAAGUACCGUUUUGGAAUUAAAAAAAGAAGUGCAAAGAUAUCGCAAUAAUUUUUUUUUUUUUUCAUAAAACCCGUACCUUAAUCUACUUUUCUACAUAACUUUCGUGAAUAUUGAGGCACUGUACCAAAACUGUUUUGACUUCGUUAUCGUCUUGAAGACGCUGACCGCCCAGGUAUUUCUUCAAGUGCAGGAACAAAUAGUAGUCGCUGGGCGCCAGAUCAGGGUUCUAGGGAGGAUGAUCUAGAAUUUCACAUUGAAAAAUUUGAUAAGAUCUUUGGUCCGAUUAGCCAUAUGUGGACGGGCAUUGUCAUGCAGCAAAACGAUACCCUUACUCAACUUGCCACGUCUUUUGUUCUGGAUUGCACGACGCAGAUUUUUCAAUGUCUCACAAUAAGAAGCUGCAUUAAUUGUCUCAUUACGAGGCCGAAACUCCACUAGCAAUACUCCUUUUCUGUCCCAAAAAACUGUGCACAUGAUUUUCCGGGCAGAAAUUGUUUGCUUAAACUUUACUUUUUUGGGUGAUGAUGAAUGUCGUCAUUCCAUGGAUUGUUGUUUCGAUUCUGGUGUGACGUAGGCCACCCAUGUUUCGUCACCAGUAACAAUUUGGUCUACAUUCAUUGUGGUACCGCUCAAGGAAAGUCAAUGCACUACCUAAACGUUGGGUUUUGUGCAAAUCCGUCAACAUUUUAGGAACCCAACAUGAAUACAAUUUCCGGUAGUUCUCGGUAACAAUGCGAUACAAAACACUGUUUUCUCUCACGUUUUCGUCCACUUUCUGCACCAAAUCUUCAUUAACGACCGAAGGACGCGCACUCCCUUCUUCAUCAUCACAUUUGUGCGGUCAUCUUUAAAUGCUCUCACCCAUUUCCUUACCAUUCCAUCACUCAUAAUAUUUUGUCCGUAAACUUCAUGGAUCUCACGACGAAUAUCGAUCGUUUUUACGCCUUUGGCACUAAGAAAUCGUAUAACUUCACAUUCGGCGGGACUCACGAUUGUCGGAGGCACCUUAAACACUUAGUAAACAACGUACACAAUGAAGAAUCAGACUGUAAUGGCGUCAGUGCGUAGACAAGAGAUGUAGGUAACCAGCGCGCAUGUACGGAACGCCGACCUUGGGGUUGCGGCGGCGGAAUCGCAAAACGGUACUUACUUAAAAAAUAUGCCUCGUAUUGUAAUGCUCAUAUAUAUUCAUUUCAUCGGUUUUCUAACAAGUAGAAGCUUCUUUAUAAGAUUUUCAAAAAAUUCUUUGUUUAUGGCCCAGUGUAAACUACUUUUUAUAUCAAUUGUCAAUAUAUUUGUUAUAUUUUUUAGAAGUUACGUAUUAUUCUUUUCAGUACAAUGGACUUAAAUGAACUAAGUACUGGUUCAUUUCUUGAUCAUUUUAGCAACUGUUGGAACUGUUAUUGAGUUUUUUAAACAAUUCACGCUAAUCAGUCAACUCCAUUCCAUUUAAAAUGGUGGUCGUUUCAGAACCUCAUUCACUCGCAAAAUCAGAUGGAAAACCGUUAAGUUCGUGUAUUGAGUCUUGCGUUUCCAGUUGGAGUACGGCUUAUAUGGAAAGGUUUCAACAAUUAAAUUUUCAAAUGAAAAAAUUAUUAAUGUUUUUAGUGAUUUCUAUUUCUAGCUGUUUCAACGAAGUUUAUUAAUUUAUUAAUUUGUUAGUGACCAAAGUAUUGAAACUCUCUGCUGUAAUAAAGCUUAUUAUUCAAGUUUUAUAUAAUUUAAGUAUGUUUGCAACUUUGAAUUUGUCACAUAUGGAUAUAAAAACAAUUUAGACUAUAUUUGUGGGAAAUUAAUAUUUCUUUCAUGAAUCUUAUUGAAUAGAUUAAGAUUUUCCGUUGAAACUACUCAAAAAGUAUUAAUUAUAUUUUACAUUACAUAUAAGUAGUUAUGAUAAAGUAUCCAAAUUUCAUCUAUUAUUGAAAAUAGUUUUAUGUUUAAUCCAAUUAUUAGUAGUUAGUAGUUAAGUAUUUAUCUUUUCGGUGCAAUUUUCUGAAUGUGUGUGAUAUUUUUUUACAGAAGCUUAAGUUUUCAUGUAACUUAAAACAGGAUAAGUAUAACACAUAUUCUUAUAUUUAUAAUAAGUGUGAAUUUUGUAUUAAUGUAUUUUGUUGGAUCAAAUUGCAAUCUAUCACGUUUAUACCAUCAUAAAUGAAAAUAUUGUGUAUCAACUGACUUUCCUUAACAUCUUUAUAUUAAAAAAUACAUAUGAACUUAAAGUAAAUCAUUAUUGGUAGAAACAUAUUUGAGAAAUGGGGCAUCUCCGGUGAUGCUACAAUUAUGAAAUAUGAUUAUAUUGCUACUUUUCCAUGAAGAUGAAACAGUUAUAUUGGUUUUAUACCUUGAAAAAAUCUUCAUUAAUCUAUUCCAUUUUGUUAAAUAAUGAAAAAUUUUAGUCAAAACUGUCAAUAUCAUCUAAAAGUCUAAAAUAUCCUUUAUGAUAAGGGUGUUUGGGAUGUGGACACGUGCGAUUUUUUAUUCGUAUGCACUCGUACGAUUCGUUGUCGGACAGGUGCAUGAUUACAUAAACGCAAAUUAUAUUUUCUAGAAAAUUCCUCCUUGAAAUAUAUUCAUUUUUUAUUGUUUUCAACAUUUAAAUAUUCACUUAGUAACAUUGAGCAGAAAUUAAUUAAUACCCUAACUUGAUCGGAGAGAAAAAAAUCACCUUAAUACUUCAGUAAGUACCGAAGCUUUCAAUUAAGUUUUUCACUUAAUAUUAAACUUUGAAAUUAUGAAGCAGCAUUAAAGUAGUAUUCUGAAUUGAACAAUGUAUUUAGCUUUGGAUAUUCCACUGUAGGUCAGAGAUGUUUCAUAUGGUCUGAAUAGUUUUUUGUUCUGAUAAUAACCAGACUGCUCAAUAUCUAACCCCAUCCGCAUAAUAUCUACAAGUGAUAGAGCUGAUAAUAUUAAAAUCUUUUAAUUCAUAUUUAUUUUUGUUCCUGUGCUCAAUUCUUAUCUUUCUAGUAGCAGAAUAUUCACUUUUUCCUUUUUUUCUGUUUAUUUAUUUAUUUGAAUACUCUAGUAGAUUAAUAUAGCCGUAAACGGUAGUUCAAAGUAAAUAUCUAAUUUUUUUAAAUUUCUGCCACUAGCUCCAGAUCGACUUAAUUCCAAUUUUGCCUGCCCUUGGCUACUUGGCAAUGAUGUAUCAUUUGGAAACUAAUUUAAUGGUAGAAGGAUGACUCAAAAACAAGAAAUUUUAAACUACCGACUGUAAAGGAGAAUUGUCGAAUAUGCUUUCGGAACAGGAAAUUACAAAUGGACAAUUCUGAUAAAUCAAAUAGCGUCAUCUAAACAAAUGUUUUAUAAUAAUUACAUAGGUUUGCCCCCUUCAUAAUUCUUCCAUUGGUAAGAAAAAACUUUUUGAACAUAACUUCAAUAUCAAUUCUGAAAAACAAGUUUCCCCUUAAGCUAAAAAUCUUGGAAUAAAUUUAAGAGCUACUUAUAGAAUAUGAUUUAAAGAUAUUUUUUAAGAGAAAAAUAAAAAUAUUUCACU
Diorhabda sublineata is the source of this 12425-nucleotide messenger RNA. Its product is annotated as alpha/beta hydrolase domain-containing protein 17B. NCBI's taxonomy places the organism in Eukaryota, Metazoa, Arthropoda, Insecta, Coleoptera, Chrysomelidae. The record is from RefSeq and is a predicted model, not a curated record. Gene Ontology annotation, cellular component: endosome membrane; plasma membrane. Gene Ontology annotation, biological process: protein depalmitoylation. The coding region runs from base 248 to 1111 and encodes 287 amino acids. The transcript has 3 exons. Gene Ontology annotation, molecular function: palmitoyl-(protein) hydrolase activity.